AUGCAGGUCUGUCUCCAGCUGCUAAAGCAUUGAUUGGUUGUCUGCCGGUUCUGCUGGGGGUUGCAGCUGCUGUUUAUGUGAUUUACCGUUGCCGCAAAAUCUCUCAACCAAAGUUGAAUUGCAAGACACUGUCAGUGAUUGAGGGAGAAACUGUCCCUCUACACCCUUCUGGUACUGAAAUCAUUAAAGAAGACAACAUACGGUGGCUGUUUAACAAAUCUCCUUUAGCUCAAAUCAAAAGAAAUCCCCCUGCACCUGUUAUUGUUCUUCUUGACCGUUUCAAACAGAGAUUGGAUUGGAACGAAAAUCUUGGACCUCUGAUCAUCAAAAACAUACAAAUCAAAGACUCCGGUUUUUAUGAACUCCAGAUCAUCAGAUCUGAAAAUAACAUCCAGACACUGGAGAUAUUCAGUGUUACUGUCUAUGCAAAGACAGAUCAAAUAAAAAUGAAAGAGGCAAAGGAAGGAGGAUCUGUCACUCUGGAGACUGGUGUUACUGGAAUACAGAAAGAUGAUGAGAUCCUGUGGAAGUUUGGACUUGAAUACAGUCACAUAGCUGCAAUCCAAGGAGGGAAAAAGAAAACCCCAACAUUUGGUGCUGGUUGGAGAUACAGAUGCAGACUGAAGCUGGAUGAGAACGGAUCACUGACCAUCAGGAACAUCAGACCCAUGGACACUGGAUUUUAUGUAUUACAUAUCACCAGACGUGGAAAUACCUCAUUACAUUUAUUCAUAGUUAAAAUCUCUAAUCCCUCUAAGCCAGAGGAGAUGCGUUUGAUAAGUGUGGGCACUUCCAACUCCUGAAUUGUCCAUUCACUGUCAACAUUCAAAAUAAAUCAACAUCAGAUUUCUCCUCAUGUGAGCAUCUCAAAUCCCCCGUAUGAACGAGCUGUAGAUGUGUUUGUAUGCAGAUGAGCCACGCAGUUAAACAACAGUAUAGAACACAGAAACCUUUCAUUUAUUGUGAAGUUGAAGGAUGUUCACAUUGAUCUGUAGACUAACUCUCAUCUUUAUUUGCUCCUCUAAAAUAAAUCAAAUUCAAAUUUUUACAUUUCAUACCUGCAUAUGAUGCAUACCGGAUAAACCACUUGCUAUUUCAGCAAUUAUUAGCCAUAAUAUCUAAUGCAAAAAUGUCAUGUAUAGACUAAGAAUGUGUGUGUACUAAUCCGGUAUUUCACUGACUAAUGUGAUUUUUUUUCAUAUGUAUAACACAAGCAUGUUUAUUCUUCAGGUCAGAUCAGAGUCUCUCUGAUACUGUAACAUUCUCUUCCCUUUUAGAAGAUGAAGUGUUUAAUUCAAGAACUGUCCAGUGUCAGUGUUCAGUCUCUUUGUUAAAACUCUGAUGUGACACAUUUAUUGCAGGAAUUAUCUACACAUUUAUAUUACUUCAGUAUUGUUUUGCUUUUUUUGUUUGCUUAUAACUGGUCUUGCUAUAGUAAAUAAUUACAAUUAUCUUGUAUCCAUUUAUAUUUUGUAUUAUCUGAAGUGAAUGUGCCCAUCUGUGUCUCUGACCAGAUGCGAAUGUGAAAUUGUAAAAUCUGAUACUCCGUUCAUGAUUAAUCACUGUUGUGUGACCUUUUUGAUUUUUUUUAUAGUUCUUUGAUAUUUUAUUAGAGGAGCUUCAGCUUGUAUCAUUUGUAUUUGCUGUUUUGAGCCAAACACACAGCCUUCAUUUACGCUGUUACUGAAUAAAACAAUCAAAA
Messenger RNA from Sinocyclocheilus anshuiensis, 1702 nucleotides. RefSeq lists its product as uncharacterized. The annotation marks the transcript as partial. The record is from RefSeq and is a predicted model, not a curated record. The transcript is spliced from 4 exons. Lineage: Eukaryota; Metazoa; Chordata; Actinopteri; Cypriniformes; Cyprinidae.